UGGUAGCAAGGUUGAAUGACCCCUUUCCGCGUGUGCGAGCUCGACACAUGAUAAGCAGGCCAAAUGAGACGUUCUGUAAACUGUGAUCAUAAACGUAAAUAAAACUUCACCAAUCAUGAAAAAAAAUCAAAAGGACGUAAAUGGCUCAUCAGAGAUGAUAACAUCGGUCUCAUUCCAAGAAGAUAAGGCUUCGACCAAAAGAUCUGCCCCUGUUGAUGAUGCUGCUACAGAUGAGGAGAUGAAAUAUCAUCCUGUAAAGAUGUCCAGAAGUGACCUGUACAGACCUCCAACAGCAGAAGAACUAAAACAACUGAAAGAAGCAGAGAGUCUUUUUCAUUGUAGUUUACUUAAAAUGCAGAUGGAGGAGCUUUUAAAGGAAGUUUUCUUAAGUGAACGAAAGAAAUGUCAAAUUGAUACAUUUGUUCAGACUGUCACAAGUCUUCUAAAAUCUGUGCCAAAAACUGAAAAAGUUGAGAUGGCUGAUUUGUCAUGGUUGACUGGAGCUGUUAAGGUUCCCUUCCUUCUCGUUCCUCAAACCACCAAGGGCAAAUUUCACAUGGAACCUCCAACUUCUAUUGAUCUCAUUGGCAGCUAUCCACUAGGCACCUGUACUAAACCACAUAUCGUGGUUGACCUGGCUGUUAUAAUCCCAUCUGAUGUCCUCCAAGAAAAAGAUGCAUUGAAUCAAAGAUAUCCCAGGAAAAGAGCUCUGUAUCUGGCUGGUCUGGCUCAGCACCUGUUUGCUUCUUCUCAAAUUGGAACAUUGCUUUACUCCUGUCUACAUGGCAAUCGGCUUCGCCCAGUUCUACUGUUAAGACCACCAGGCAAGGAAUCAUCUAGUUUUAGUGUACGAAUUCAUGCCUGUCCACCUCCUGGGUUCUUCAAACCAAGUCGUUUCCAUCCUCAGAGAAAUAAUAUUAGGAUGGAGUGGUAUACUGGGAUCCCUAAUCCUGAGACCAAUGAGCCCCCAACACCGCAUUAUAACAGCACCCUUCUUGGGGAUCUUCUGCCCAGUGCUCACCUUCAGUUUCUUUCAGCCAUUCGAUCUCAGUGCUUUGCUUUUACAGAUGCAGUUGCCUUACUUAAAGUUUGGCUUCGUCAAAGAGAACUUGACAAGGGCCCUGGUUGCUUUAAUGGAUUUCUGGCCUCAAUGCUUCUGGCCUAUUUGCUGACAACUCACAGAAUCAGUAACAGUAUGACAGCUUAUCAAUUGCUUCGGAACAGUUUAAACUUUCUUGCCACCACAGACCUGACUGAAAAUGGAAUUAGCCUGGCAAAAAGUACAGAUUCCACAGCUCCAUCACUUGAAGAGUUCCACAGAGCAUUUCAAGUCGUUUUUGUGGAUCCAUCAGGGCAUCUUAACUUAUGUGCUGACAUGACUGCUUGUACCUACAAGCAGUUGCAGCAUGAGGCAUCUGUUUCAAUGGCGUUUUGGGAUAAUGCAACUGUGGAUGGAUUUCAGAGCCUUCUAAUGACCCCAAAACCAAUGAUAAGGACAAGUGAUCACGUGUUUCAGUUAUGUGAAUUAGUCAAGCUGCAGGCAAGCUGUAAGAAGCUAAACCUACUAAAUGAGUUGAUGGACUUCAGUGGAAACUACAUCCAUGCUUCACUUCCUUAUAUUUUAUCACUGAUUCAGCGAGGACUUGGGCAGAGAAUAACACUUCUCACACAUUCUCGGGCUCCUGAUCCAGAGUGGUCUAUACAGAAUGAAGCACCCAAGUAUAGAGACCAGCCGCCUUUGUCUUUUGGCCUGCUCUUGAAACCAGAACUAGCAGCUUCUGUUCUAGAAAGGGGCCCACCUGCAGACAGUCACAAGGCUGCUGAAUUUCGCCAGCUCUGGGGUUCUCGCUCCGAGUUGCGUCGGUUCCAGGAUGGUGCCAUCACAGAAGCGGUUUUGUGGGACGGAGAGACCAUCUGCCAGAAAAGAUUGAUCUCCAAACAAAUCAUCACACAUCUCCUACAGCUGCACGCGAACGUCCCAGAAUCCUCCGUUCGAUAUGUUGGUGCGAUGGUUGAUGAUGUCAUCAAUAUACGCCGUGAGGUGCCCAGCACUGGAGAGGAAGAGAGUUUACUGGUGGUUCAAUCUUUUGAUGAUUUGAGUAGAAAGUUAUGGCGGCUUGAAGGUCUGCCUUUGGCCAUAACUUCAGUGCAAGGAGCUCAUCCGGCACUCAGAUACACACAGGUCUUCCCACCACAACUCACCAAAGUGGAUUAUUCAUUUUUUGAUAAGGAGAAGAUAUCUAGAUCUCUUUUACCAAAAGAUGGAAAGCCAUGCCCCACCUAUAUAACCCCUAUUACAGUUAUCUGCCACAUGGAAGGAAGUGGGAAAUGGCCUCAUGAUCGUCUUGCCAUUCGUCACAUCAGAGCAGCAUUCCACAUUUGUCUAGGAGAAUUAUUGAAGCAGCAUCAUAAUUAUACAUUCAGAGCCUCUCCUACUCAUCUGGAUGUGUGGAAGGAUGGACUGCUGUUCCGCAUCCAGAUUGCCUAUCAUCGCGAGCCACAGGUUCUGAGGGAAAGUAUUGGUGCCGAUGGAAUGUUGGUUGUUAGAGAUACUGAGGAGGCUCAAGCUUUGGAAAUGGCCACUAUUCACAAGCCUUUUCUCACAAGCACUCUGCAUGGGCUUCAGCAGCAACAUACUUGCUUUGGUGCUGUAUGUCGUUUGUCUAAACGGUGGCUGGCUGCCCAACUCUUCAGUUGUGAAAUCACAGAUGACACAGCUGACCUACUGGUAGCGUGCCUGUUUCUACAACCAGCACCCUUCACUCCUCCUGGUUCUCCUCAGGUGGGCUUCCUGCGUUUCCUUCAUCUGCUUGCUUCCUUUGACUGGAGGAACAACCCACUGAUUGUCAACCUUAACAGCCAGCUUACAGUUGCGGACUAUACUGAGAUCAAGAACGACUUCAUGGCCUCCAGAGAAUCGCUGCCUGUCAUGUUUAUAGCCACGCCCAAGGAUAAAAAAAUGUCUUUGUGGACCAAACAAGCACCAAAUGUACAGAUGCUUCAGCGUAUUAUUACGGUUGCUGCAGAAAGUCUGAAAGUACUGGAGCGUCAGAUGAUGUGCAGCGAGGAGACGCAAGACGUGAGGGUUGUCAUGCGCCCCCCUCUGGAGGCCUAUGAUGUUUUGAUUCACUUAAAUCCAAAGCAGGUUCCACUGCUGAGCCAAGCUGUGGACCCGUCUGCUGUCACCUUCACAAGGGGCACUACAAUGGGCUCUGUGGGACAGUCAGGCGGAGCCAUGCCUGUGGUUGACUACAAUCCUGUCGCCCUCUACUUGAACGAGCUCAGAGAAUCUUUUGGAGAUCUGGCCCUGUUUUUCUGUGAUCCUUUUGGUGGGACAGUGAUUGCUGUUUUAUGGAAACCAAAAGCCUUCACACCAUUGCUAUUCAAGACCUCACAGAUGUCAGCCCGGACUGUUGAAGUCAAUGGAGACGAUGUAAAGACAGUUCCCAACGUGGAAGCAAUUCUGGAGGACUUCAAGAUCCUGGGAAAUGGUUUGGUCAAAUCUAUUGAGGCCAGAACUGAAAGAUGGACCUUUUAGGCAGUGCAGAUGCAAGUCUUUACUUACCCUUUUUGUUAUUAUAUUUUAUACAUUCUAAAAAAGAUUGUAGUGUAUAUCUAAUUAUCUUGCAUAUUGGCAAUGGGAAUACCCAAACAUCAUUGUACUGCCGUAAUAAAGAAUGUCUUAUUGUUUUGGAAA
Messenger RNA from Boleophthalmus pectinirostris (great blue-spotted mudskipper), 3697 nucleotides. RefSeq names its product nucleolar protein 6 (RNA-associated) (gene nol6). NCBI's taxonomy places the organism in Eukaryota, Metazoa, Chordata, Actinopteri, Gobiiformes, Gobiidae. Gene Ontology annotation, cellular component: UTP-C complex; small-subunit processome; CURI complex. The transcript is spliced from 26 exons. The record is from RefSeq and is a predicted model, not a curated record. Gene Ontology annotation, biological process: tRNA export from nucleus; rRNA processing. The coding region runs from base 116 to 3538 and encodes 1140 amino acids.